AUGGGGUCAUCCUUUGCCAGGUCAGCGGGAGAUUUCUCGGAUGGCUGUGGUUCCGCGCCUGCCGCCCGAUUUGCUCCCUCGUCGGUGGGUGGUGGUAGACCACCUGCUCUCUCCCUUCUCCUUUGCCUCCUGGUUGACGUAUGCUGGGGAGCAGAUGACAUCAAACGCGCUUGCCCUGGUGGCGACUGCUCUUGCCGAAGCCAGCCCCGGAGGGGUCCCGGGGCCCCAGGUCCCAGCCCUGCUCCAGGCCGCCUCGGUGCUGGCUGGGCGCGCAGCCUCUGCUUCCUCCUCGCCGGGGUAGCGCCGGCAGCGGCGACGACCGCGGGACCCUCAGUAUCACCCUCCGCGUGGCCGUGCCCCUGCAUGCUUGCGCCCGCGGCAGCUGCAGGCGUUUCGGCGGACUCCGCGGCGGCCGGCGUCGACGGUUCGAUCGGGGAUUGGUCUUACCGCCCCACCACCUCAGCUACAGCCGCAGCAAUCACAGGCGCUUCGAGAGUUGGCGGGGAUUCUGCCCCUACUGGCGCCGGUGAAUCCGCCAGUCCCGGCUCCCCUUGUAACUCCUCCGCAGCCGGCCCCUCCUCCGACAGUGGGAGCAAGACUAAGCCGUCGUCAGAGGCGGCAGCAGUCCCAGCAGCAGGCCGGCGCGACAUCUGCCCCAACUCCGUCGAAUCUGCCACCACGGCCACAAGCGCCCCCCCCCUGCAGCCUCACACCUGGCCCCACAGCAGCAGCAUCCUCCCAUAA
Closterium sp. NIES-65 is the source of this 744-nucleotide messenger RNA. The record is from the annotation of a GenBank genome assembly. NCBI's taxonomy places the organism in Eukaryota, Viridiplantae, Streptophyta, Zygnematophyceae, Desmidiales, Closteriaceae.